Messenger RNA from Callorhinus ursinus (northern fur seal), 8026 nucleotides. RefSeq names its product CD84 molecule (gene CD84). Gene Ontology annotation, biological process: positive regulation of tumor necrosis factor production; regulation of macrophage activation; negative regulation of interleukin-6 production. Gene Ontology annotation, cellular component: external side of plasma membrane; membrane. NCBI's taxonomy places the organism in Eukaryota, Metazoa, Chordata, Mammalia, Carnivora, Otariidae. The record is from RefSeq and is a predicted model, not a curated record.
UUCCUUUCUUAGUGGUGGCUAUAAACUGAGCAGGGAGCCUUACUUGCAACUGGCUUUUUGUUGGAGGAACGCCUUCUUGUUCACACAAGAUUACAGCCUAGAAGGACAUGGCUCAGCGCUACCUGUGGAUCUGGCUCCUUUGCCUGCAAACCUGUCUGGAAGCAGAAGGAAGUGACACAGACGUCUUCAUGGUGAUUGGGAUUCUGGGGGAGUCAGUCACUUUCCCCUUAAAUAUCAAAAAAUCACAGCAGGUUGUCAACAUUGUUUGGAACUCUGAAACAUCUGUUGCUUUUGUAACGCCAGGAGACUCAGGAACAGCACCCAAAGUUACUGUGACCCACCAAAAUUAUAAUGACCGAAUAAAUGUCUCAUGUAAGAACUACAACCUGGAGAUCAGUAAUUUGAGGAUGGAAGACUCAGGCAUCUACAAAGCCGACAUAAAUACAAAGAUCCUUGAAGGGAUGAUCACCACCACCAGGCGCUACAACCUUCAGGUCUUCCGUCGGCUUGGAAAGCCAAAAAUUAUGCAGAGUUUAAUGACGUCUAUGAACAGCACCUGUAAUGUCACCUUGACAUGCUCUGUGGAGAAAGAAGAAGAGAAUGUCACAUAUAGUUGGAGCCCCCUGGGGGAAGCGGGGAAUGUAAUUCGAAUCUUCCGGACCCCCGACAACCAAGAGCUGACUUACACGUGCACAGCCUGGAACCCCGUCAGCAACAGCUCAGACUCCAUCUCUGCCCAGCAGCUCUGUGCAGACACUGCGGCAGGCCUCCAUUCUCGCCGCACCGGGCUGCUGAGCGGGCUGGUGGUGCUCCUUCUCUUUAUACUCAUUGUGCCUUCGGUACUUUUGUUCCUUUUGUGCAAAAGAGGACAAGGUAGGAUUUUUCCAGAAGGUUCCUUCUUGAAGCCCUUCAGUAAGAACUCUGAUGCCAUCUCAAAGAAAACAAUAUACACCUACGUCAUGGUUACAAGAGAUGCCCCGCCGGCAGAGGGCAGAAUCUACGAUGAAAUCCCCCAAUCCAAGGCGCUCCCUGCCAAGGAGGAGCCGGUGAACAAGGUUUAUUCCACAUUGCAGACUGAUAAGAUGGGGAAAACCAGCUCUCAGGACGGCAAACCUCCUGGGAUUUCAACCUAUGAAAAUGUGAUCUAGGCUCAUGGCCAGCAUUCUCCCUGUGGACACUGAGCUUCAACAACCAUCGAUACCCAGGCAGAUGCCCCGGACCCAGACUUUCUCUGCGUACGUCUUACCCGGAGAUUGCAAACCAUCACGCCCCAAUCUGUGACUUUUUUGUGACUGGAGGUGAUGAGCCUUCCCAGCAACCCCCUAUGUAGACAGGAUUGGUAUUUUGCACACCUGUACCAGGCCAUGGCACACCACUUAGGAUGCUCUGAUCAUACUCAAUGUCUGUGGGGAGCCCUGGGGCACGGCCUCCACAGUCCACACAGCACCUGAGACAAAUUAGGCAAAAGCACCCUUCCCCCGAGGCAGAUGCAGCCCCUCCCAAGCACGUGGCUUGAUGAGUAGAGUGUGGGCUGCAUUUCAGCCUCUAUGUGCCCCUUUGCCCAGGAACCUUUGUGCAGGGGCGGCUGGCUGGCCCGGCCCGCCCAUACAUGAUGGUGUCACACGGGAAGCCAUGGGAGGUGUGGCUCUCGGCUGUGCAGACACACUCUCCAGAUGGAGGGUUGGAAAAUGCUCCUUCUGUAGGGACUAGACAGCUGCAGCAUUUUUCUUCAGGCUCUACUUCAGAAGCCUCAUAAGAUUUUCUUUCUGGCCAAGCUUUCAACUUGACUGGGCCAUUCAUGGGGUGCCCAGACAUUUGGUUAAACACGAUUCUGGGGGGGAUCUAUGAGGGCAUUUCUGGAUGACAUUAACAUUCGGAUUGGUAGAUUGAGUAAAACAGAUUAAUCCCCACUCCAGUACGGGUACAUAUCACCAGAUCCAUCAAGAGCCUGAAUAGAAGAAGAAGACAGAGUAAGGGAGAAUUAAUUCUCUCUGCCUGGCCAUCUUAGAGCUGGGAUAUCAGUCCUCCUGCCUUAGGACUUGGACUUGGACUGGAACUUACACCAUCAGCUCUCCUGGUUCUCAGGCCUUUGGACUUAUGCUGGAGAACUACACCAUCAGCGGUCCAGCUGCAGACCUUGGGAUUUCUCAGUCUUCAUAAGCACACAAGCCAGCUCCUUGUUAUAUCUGUUUCCUGUUGGUUCCAUUUCUCUGAAGAACCAGACUAAUACCUAUUCCAAGCAGCCUCGGCAAGAAGAAGAGACCGUACUCAGUACCCCAUUCACCAAAAGGACUUGACCAGCUAUAUUUCUGACACUUUAGGGGGGCUGAGUACAACCCAACCAUCGAAACAAGAGACCUUAAAAGAAGCGGGUCAUUCUUCAGAGGGAACUUGGCAGAUGAUGGUGUAGAUGAUGAAACUGGCUUCACUUCACCUCUGUUACUAAGGUUCAGUCCAGAGAGUCACUGCUUCAUGCUUUGGUUCGAUGCCCCUGAGCCCCCGCCACCAGUGCUGAGAAGGAAUCACCCAUGGCUGAGCAGAACAUUCAAGUGAUCGUAUGAAGAACCGUUUCCCUUAUGUGUGAGCACCCAUAACCAGCUAAAUCCUAAAUCCCCAUGAACAAUCCCAGGCUGGGCAGCAGAAGUGAGCUGCAUUUAGGCAGAAGGAAGGUGUUAGUCUCAGUGAAUGGUUCCAUUGAACCAUCUAGCCCCGACCACCAUUAGCACUGUGUUGGGGGAUGCAAGACCUCCAAAGUAUCAGAUGAGCGUAAUGUCUGCCCUGGUCUAGCUGCCCCGUGCAAGGCAAGCGCGGACACUAUAGUUAAAUGCUGAAUUACACGUUUUGGGGAGUGGCAGGAGCUAGUACAGUCAGGGAAGUCUUCAUGAAGGAGGUGGAGCUGAAGCUGGGCUCUGGAGGAAGGGUAGGAUCUGGCUGAGAAUGGAGAAGACAGAUGGCAUCCAACUGAGGAAGGCACAAGAAAGAAGCAGAGGCUGAGUCGGCAUGAUGUGUUUUGGGCACCACCCCAGAGGCACUGAGCACGUUCACAGUCCCUUGCCUAUGAUGGCAGAGUGCCUCUGCUUUGGUGUGCCGCCCAACCCCCAGCCCUUUCCACACACAUGAACGCUCAGCUCAAAUGUCACCUCCUCUGUGAAGCUCUCCCUGGCAUCACUGGUCAAAUUAAUUAUGGCUCUUUUUGCCCUCUCCCCCCCCCUUAGUCCUUAUAUCACUGCAACUCAUUUUUUUCUGCUUCACGGUAUAGAUCAUUAUUUGUUUCCCUCCACACUGUACAUACUGAAGGGCAAGAUCCAUGACUUCAUGACCAUGGAGAGUGAUCACGAGCGAUGAAAGUUUUAGUCCCCUGUGCGUCCACCACCAGCCAACGUUUUGCCUUGUACCCUGCCUGUGAGCAAUAAAUGCUAUUGAAUAGAAUUGAAAAUGACCAGCCAGCUCAAAUAGAAAGUACACGUUGCAAGUAUGGAUAGAAGCCAACAAGCAUAGUGGAAUCCAAUUAUGGCAAGUGUUAAAUGUCAGAAUGCAGACGUCAGUGUAAGGACGUUUUGGAGGGAAAAGACUCUCAGAGUUAGACCAGCGAAGACGUCACCUGAAGCCAUGAACCAGGGGUGAGCGAAAGGCAGUCACUCCAGGGAGGGAAGGAAGAAAUAAGGAGACUUGUCAUAAGGAUGGAGAAGUUCCAAAGGGGACACCGAACAGGCUGGAUUUCCCCUAAAAUAAAAGCAUGCCUCGCCUUUGUGUGAGCUGAGGGACCGCUGCUGAACAUGGUCCUUCUCUAAACUGUCCUUGCUUCACCCUGGUGCGUUCACCCAGUGACAUUGCUAGUGUCCUACAGCCCCAGUGGCAAGUAGGGGAGAGGAACAGAAGGAGAGGCCAGAGUUCCUUGGGUCUUCCGGGAGAACAAGCCUGGGAAGGAACUAGUACCCAGGAAUUCUUCAUGUGGCCUUUGGGAUUUGGGACCACUGAGCUCCGGUCUCUCACUUUCUUUUCUCUGACUCUUCUGAUUUAUGAAGAUAUAAGCUACUCACCCCGUCCCUAAGGGCUUGGUUCUCAGCUUCUCCUUCUGUAAAAUGGGUGUGAUCCCAUGUAUCACACUAAGAUGGGCCAGUUUUUACGAAGGUGCAUUGAAAUUGGAACCUUGGGCGCAGGGCCCUCUAGUGGCAAGUGCCGGUAAGGCAGCACAAGCCAGGCACCUGCGGGUCCACAUGGGCUUUCGGCAGAGAACAGAGAACAGGAGAAACAGCGCAGCGAAUGCCUCUCAGAAAAAGAAAGUGAAGCCGAUUUAAAAUGUGAUGCUUUUAAAAAAGUUAUAGAAUGCUCUAAACUGCACAGCCCACAAGAGAGGAGCUUGGCUGGGCCACUUUGGAAACCCAGCAAAGAAAGGAAGGAGCCUGAUUGGUCUGGUGAUUCUUUUUUCCUCUUUUUUUUUUAAGAUUUUAUUUAUUUGAGAGAGAGAGUGAGAAAAAGCGCGCGCGCACAAGCGGGGGGAGGGGCAGAGAGCGAGGGACAAGCUCCGCCUACUGAGCCCCACGCGGGGCUCAAUCCCUGGACCCCGCGAUCAUGACCUGAGUGGAAGGCAGAAGCUUAACCCACUGAGCCACCCAGGCGCCCCUGGCCUGGUGUUUUGUAGGUUCAGCCUGGAGAAAAGAAGUGGCUGGGCCAUAUUUUCUUCCAGAUCUAUUACUUUUCUUCUACUUGACCUUUCCCGGGUGCGAGUAACUUUCUCAAGAACCCUUAGAGACAGUUUCUACUGGCUGUAAAAUGAAGUUUGGAGGAGAAGGCAGAAGGCAGAAGGGUACUGAGUGGUCCCAAACGCAGGCUUCGAUGCUGGAGUGCCUGGGUCUGAAUCCUGGUUCCUUCGUUCUGUGACCUCAGGCAAGUUAGGUUCACCUUACAGUGCCUCGGUGUUCCCACCUGCAAAAUGGGGACAGUAAUAGCUCCUGCUGUGUAGAGUUAGUACGAGGCAGCACUGUCAGAAUAUGCCUAUAAGCUGAUCUUACAGGCUUGAACCUUCAUCAGGUGCUGAGCCUGUAUCAGGUUCUUGCAGCACAAAUGUAGCUGAUAUUGUGCUCAAUUAGUGUUUAGUUAAGUGAACUUAACUCCCAGUCCUCCUACACCGAUGCUUGUUCCUCCUGUCAUUUCACUUACCAUGCUACCCCCCCUGCAUCGGCUCCCCAGCCAGACGGAGAGAACAAGGGCUGGUCUGAAUAAUAAUAAUGCCAACAGAGACCUCCUGAGGGCAGGGAGACUGUAAGAGUUAAUUAACGGUUUCCUUUGUAUACCAAUUGCUAUACUAGAUGCUUUUUACAACUCACAACAACAACAAUUCUUCCAGCUUAUGUUAAGACUGAGGGAAUAAAUACCUGGCAAAAUCAGGCAGCUGGGGAACACAGGACUUGAAUUCAAGACUUCUUGUCACAAAGAGCCACAUACUUGCACCUGACCAUGCACUUGAGCCUUCCUAUACCUGGCUCUGGACUCCCAGCACCGGGCACUUUUCUUGACACUUCAUAGGUGGACCACAAAUAUUUGUUGAAUGAAUAUGUAUGUAUAAUAAUAUUUUAAAGACACCAAGAGCAGCUCCAAGUAAAUGUAUUCAUAUAUUAAUUCCGUUGUUGUCUGGAUAACCACUCAACUCUUCUACUAGAAACACCCAUUAAGAAUCUUGAGUAGAGCUCACUGUCUGCAUUUUGGGCAGAGCUGGUUUCACAGCCAAUAAGGGAUCUAGGUCAUAAACACUGCUGAUGAGUUGUUAUGAGAGAAAAACUGUGCAAAUUUCCACUAUUAAUAUCAGAAGAAUAACGAAAACAGAAGGAGAGGUAAGAAUUUAUGAGUUGUGCAACACUAUUUAAAAGUUUAGAAAAAGCUGAACCUUUAAGUUUUGAUGACCCACCAUACUCAUAAUAGCUAACAUUUAUUGGAGCCUACUAUGCACCGUUCCCCACCCGAAGGUUUUAUAUGUACUAACUCAUCUAAAGCCCACAUAGGAAACAUUAAAAUUCAUCUAAUCCCUGAAGAUGCAAUCCUCCUUCACUUUACAAAUUAAGAAACUGAGUCACAGAAAGACUCAGCAACUAGUCCAAGAUACUAUGGAAACCAGGACUCCACUGCUGGCCUCCCAGGUCCAGGGGCUGGGCACCGAGCCACUGUUCUCAGUGCCUCCCCUACCCACAGCUUCCCAAGGCAGGAAACUUGUAUUCUUGACUCCAGAUGCCCUACGUCUAAGCAGUCACUAGGUCUUGUCAAGUCCAACUCAACCAUGUCCCCUCAAUCUGCCUAGCCUCCCUCCCGGUGUCCGUUCUCCCAGGUCAUUCCUUUAUCACAUGUGACCUGGGCUGUUAUCACAUAAAGAGCAAUCUUUCCAAAAUGCUCACCUUAUCGCUUUAUUUUUCUACUGAGAAAUUUUUCCUGUGGGACCAGACUCCUGAGCAAUUUGACCCAUCAGACUGUCCGGGCCUUUCUCCUGCUUCCUCCCUAAGCUGCAGUCACACAGAAGUACGUGGGUUCAAGAACCCACCAAAUCCUUUCCUGCUCUAUGUCUUUGCCCACGCUGUGUCCUGUGCCUGGAAAACCUUCUCUCCUUUCCAUCUCUAGCUAUUUUAUACUCAAGGACCAAACCAAGGAUCCCUCUUUGUGUAGAACUCUGAACCCCCCCAACUCAAAGCUAAAUAUAUAGCUCGCUUGUAAAUUUCCAUUAAUAAAGUAUUUAUUGCCCAUAAAUUUUACCUCCUAAGUGCCUAAGAAAUGAGACUACAGGCUCCAUUUCAGCAGGUAAACACAAACUAUUCGAUAAUGCACCUAUUUUUGUGUGUGUCUUACUUUGUUUUUGUUUUUCAAGAAAAGAGACCAAGCAAGUAGCAAAGAAACAGCAAAGACUCUCCAACAUGACAAAGGGCCUGUGCCGUCUGAAGCCUCAGGCCCUGAGUAGCCAGAAAGGGACUGUGGGGUUGAGGGCAGUAAGACAGAAAUUGAGGACGAGGAAGUCUACUGUGAGAGAGAUGACCAGGACCCCGAGAGAGGAUGGAAAGCUAGCCACUGGGAGGGCCAACGCCAGAAGCAAGAAACCAGAGUGCAGCACAGGCACGUGGCUGGAGGAAGGGAAGGCAACUCUGCCUCCAUCAUCCUAAAGAUAGGAAACUGGGCACUUAAGUCACACCUCCCUCCAGGACAAGAGCUUUGCUUUAUUCAUCUUGUUGUUCACUGCAACCAUGAUAGAAGCUAGUGCCUAGCAGAGCUCCAUAAACAUAUGAAUAAAUAUUUGUUGAACCAAACUCAGAUUGGGACCCAGACACUGGGAUUCUCCUUUUCAGAGUCUGGGUCUAGGGAAUGGAGAGCAGAGGUUGUGUGGGUCGCUCACGGUGCCACUUGGAGAAAGCCCUGGGCUUUUCAGUGAGAAGAAUGCGCUGUGGUUCCCUCACAACUGUUGGUGCAGGACCUCAGGAUGUUUUGUAAAACCCUGAAGGAGAAUGGACUUGCUAAGAGGUGGUGUGUGAGAUUUCAAAUGGAAGCUUCUAGAUCUGAAAACACCUCCAUAACUCCCCGCUGAUCAGAGAAGCUCCAGAUCCUCUGCUCUGAGCAGCUCUUUGCAGAUGUGCUUGGGCUCCCAGCUACCCCAGCUACAUCUCCACAUCCCUUUCUUGUUGGGCUGAAAUUAAGCUGCUACCCUGAAGAACUUCAGAGUCCCUUUGUAGAAACUCUGUAAGCAGAUACAGAACUACUUGAGAAGAUUUUUUUAAAAAAUUGGUGGCGUUUUCCCAGUGCCCUGAGGUUCUGGCACAUUUCAUUUAUUUUAGCCUUAUGCGUUAGCCCUAGGACCCUUUCUCUACCUCUCCUCCUUCCCCUCACCACCUCCAAAUCCAACGCCCCCUACCACUCAUCCCUCAAUGCUCAGUGCAAACGCCCCUUCCUGGGAGCAACUUUCCCUGCUCCUGCAGACCAUGUUUGAUGCCCACACUUUGUUCUCAUUGUACUACAUGUCUUUCCUUCACAGAAGAUUUCAAACUUUGUCUUUAAA